This is a messenger RNA of Symbiodinium sp. CCMP2456, 1959 nucleotides long. Lineage: Eukaryota; Dinophyceae; Suessiales; Symbiodiniaceae. The record is from the annotation of a GenBank genome assembly.
AUGGACCGCCGCGACACACCAUUGGCUGUCGAAGAUGUGGUUUUGGCUUUGCGGGGUGCUUCUAUGGUAUCGCAGGAUUGUGCCAGCGAAGACAGCUAUGAAGAUGAUCGCGCAUCCACUCGAACGAAAUCUUCGAGGUGCUCCAUUGCGGCCUGUGUCAUGUACCCUGACAACAAUGUGAGGCGUAUUUGGACGGCUCUUGUUGUAUUCUUGCUGGGCUACAUCGGCACUGUGUUCCUCUACAGGUUGAUUUUCAUCCGUUUCUAUGCCGCAGCAAACGAGGAGGUGCAGGAAACAGACGUCUGGAACGCCUUCGAUGGCAUGGUGGAUGUCAUGUUCAUCGUAGACCUGUGGAUUCAGUUCCUCUUCACUUACACAAACGAGAGAGGAAAAGAGGUAGCUUCGCCAAGGAAGAUUGCCUGCAGAUACCUCGCUGGUUGGUUUUGGGUGAAUAUGAUCUCCUGCAUUCCAGAGGAUGCCGCCAGUGCCGUCUACGCUUUUUUUGUCGGGGAGGAGAGCAUCGAGGCAAACAACAGUCAGAAGACUGUUCGGCUCAUGCGCAUGCAGCGUAUGACCAAGAUCGUCCGCAUGCUGCGGCUCGCGAAGCUCACGCAGCUGACAGAGCGGCUUAAUCUUGACACCUAUAUCCAGCGAUAUAAGGUUGUCGCAGUGUUGAAUACAUUGUUUGGGCUGAUCUGGGUGGUGCACGUCAUGGCCUGUGGCUGGUAUCUUUGCGCCACCUUGCACGAGGAUGUACUGGAGACCUGGUUGGCUCGCCGACUGGUGGGCAUCAACGAAGAGAUGCUGCUGCAAGGGGAUCCCUUCGACCAGUGGGCGCACGCCAUGUAUUUCAUUUUCUCAGUCUUCACGACCGUCGGCUUCGGUGAUAUCUCGGCAUUCACUACCGGCGAGAUUAUGUAUGUGACCUUGACCAUGAUGGUCGGAGCCGUCGUCCACAGCAUCAUCAUUGGCCAGGUGAUCAACGAGGUGACGAGCGACAGUACCGUGAACGCAUUCCUGAAGAACAAGUUGAAGCUGGCCAAAGAGUUUGCAGUUCACGCGCAGCUGGAUUCCUCCGGCUCCAAAGCGUUGUCCUUCUGGCUGGAACAAAAUAUCCGGGACCUCAUGGGCCAGCAGUACAAGAUGGAUGAGAUGCUGCAGCUGAUUGCAAACGAUAUGCCCCUGCACCUUAUGAAAGAUCUACACUCGCGGCUCUUCAAUGGUCAGCUUACGCGCAGCAGGUUUCUUCGUGUCCCCUUUGUCUCGUCAAUGCCACCGCGGCUGCCAAUGCUGCUCUCGCUCGCUGUGGUGUCGAAGCAGUACGAGGGGAACCAGCUCCUCUUCCAAGCAGGAGAUGCAGCCAGCCACCUUUACCUCGUCUUGAGUGGCACCUUUGCUUUCGUUGCACGUCCUGAACGGCACAGCAAGAGCCCCAAAGCAAACGAUAUGUGGCCCUACCAGUUGUUCUCGCACGCCAGUUACUUCGGAAAUUAUGAGCUGCACACCGGUACGAAGCAGUUUCGACGAAGCACUGCUCGCUGCGAAACGCCUCAGGGAGGGCAAGUCCUGCGCCUGCAGAAGGACCACUACCAACGCCUAUGCGGUGACUUUCCUCAGUUCGCGGCAGCUUGGAAGUAUGAGGCUAAUCGACGAGAGUCUCAUCGUUGUUGGCUGCAUGCGAACCACACCCGUAUGCUCACAUACCGUCUUCUGGCAGUUCGCCGGAUGCAGAAACUGUGUCGCUUCUAUCUUCGGAAAGCUGACAAGACCAACAAGGACGAGGCAAUGAAGACAGACAGCUCGGGUCUUUUGGUGCCUGGCCGGAAUUCUUUGAGGUCAAGCUGCUCUUCAACCGGCAUCAGCGAAGGGAUGGGUUCUGUGUCUAUGGGUUCCGUUCUUCACGAGAACUCAGACAGCAGCGCAGGCCGAAAGCCGCUCCUGCCGCCUUCAAUGCCAGAG